This is a messenger RNA of Eupeodes corollae, 803 nucleotides long. RefSeq names its product protein TsetseEP-like. The transcript is spliced from 3 exons. Lineage: Eukaryota; Metazoa; Arthropoda; Insecta; Diptera; Syrphidae. The coding region runs from base 118 to 774 and encodes 218 amino acids. The record is from RefSeq and is a predicted model, not a curated record.
UCGAUUAAGCAACUUUGUAUAAAUCGAUGACAUUUACGAGUAGUAAUUUUGCAGAAAAGUUACAAACUUAAUAGUUGAAGACCUCAUACAACAGAUCGUUGCUGAAUUUUAUUAAAAAUGAAGUCUAUAAAUUGGUUGUUUUUAACGUUGAGUGUGUUUGUGAUUUAUUCUAGAAAAACCUCAGCACACAAUAAAUCUGUCCAUGUAGACUGUUACAAUGUGUUUAUUCCUCUUAUUGAACGUGUUUCAAGUGAUGCUAAAAAAGCAUCAGCAAAUUGUGUCAGCAUUGCAAAUACCGAAAAGGAUAGAGAAUUGGUAGCCAUAAACAAUACCCGCUCUGAGCUUUUUACUGAAGUUAAGAGAAUCAAGGAAACCCUAGCACAUUGUUCCUCACGAAGUGAUCAUUUGGGAUAUUUUGAAUGUCUUAAUGGAAUUAUUGAAGUUGACAAGAAAAUUGUUGGCGACAUAACUUUGAAAUCAUCAUUGUAUUCUAAUAAAAUCAACAAAAUUGAAAAGCAGGAAUUGGAUUGUUUUCGAAAUUCAGUUAUAAAAUUGAAAGAUAAGAUUUCCACUGGUAUUAAGAACUUACAUAACUGUUUGUUGUCUGAAGAAGAUGCAAGUCCAAUGGAGUCUGGUGAAAGAUCAAGGCAUUCCGAAAUGCAUCAUAGUUCUAUUCAUCAACAGUCAUCUAGUGUUCAUUUAACAUCAAAUGAUCCACAAACAACUCCUUAUCCCGAAUAUCGAUAUGACGAUUAUGAUAUUAAUAAUUAUUGAAAUUUAUUUUAUAAUAAAAGAUCAGUUAA